AUAUACAUUGGCGUCAUUUGAAAUAGAAUCUUAUCAACCCAAAUUGCACGUGUUUAGAUUAAAGCACAAUAUAACUAAGAGAAUGUAGCACAUUUUAUGUAGAAUACAACAACCUGCAACAUGCCAUAAUAUUUUAUUGCGGAGUGGGUGUUUUUCUAAUGUUUACGUAUAUUGUCAUUUGUCAAGUGUUCAGAGGUUAAUGUAGGUUCUUGUAUCCAACUCAUUCCCUCAUGACAAGUACAUAUGAUUCAUUUUGUGAAAGAGAUUCUUAUUCUCUCUAUAUAUAAGCAGCACAUAUGCACACCAGCACAUGAAGAAACUUAGAAAGUGGAUCAAAAAGAUAAAAACCAGGCACUGGCACAGUGGUGGUAUUUGCCUGUGUAUCUGUAUGCAUGACAAAGUAUGUCAGCCUAAUUAUCUUGUGAAGAAACUUGAGGGAUUUUCGUGCAACUGUAAACUUAAAUUGACCACUUUUCAGUUUUGUCUUAUUAUCUGUCUGGAUCCAGAUAGCUUCAUAUAUAUAGUGCCACCAAAUAAAGAGUUACUGAUCGAGUACACAAUUCAAAGACUCUAAUAUGGAGAGGUGUGAUGUUAAGACAAUUUUGUGUUCUGAAUUGCAGUCUUAAUUAAACACCUGUAGAAGAUGUCCAUUCAGCCUGUUUCUGUAUCGGUGUCUGUGUUGUUCAUCUGCUUCGUCACUCUUCUGCUAAAGUCGGCAGAAACAUCAAAACCUACAAGCUUCAACACACAUGCAGUGUCAACAUUGAUUGAAAACUCAAGCUAUGUAACAACUACAGCAAACUAUACCACAGAUGUCAGCACUUUUACAACUGCUGAGGUAACAGUUUCGGAUGCCACCCUGAUGACCACUGAAUUCCCAUUUACCAAUGCCACAGGAGGAACCACUGUUCCAGGCACCACUGCUGCUAAUACAGGAGACAACGGCACAAUUCCAGAGUACAUGGGGUACAUCACAGCAGGAAUAGCUGUCCUUUUAUAUGGCAGCAAUUUUGCUCCAAUCAAGAAGUUUGAAAGUGGAGAUGGAAUGUUCUUUCAGUGGAUUUUGUGUGGUGCUGCUCUUCUGGUAGGAAUAAUUGUACAGGUGAUUCGAGGCACACGCCAUUUCUACCCAGUGGUGAUGAUUGGCGGUUUGGUAUGGGAAACAGGUAAUAUAUGUGUUGUUCCUAUUGUUAAAACAAUUGGUAUGGGACUUGGCUUGUGUAUCUGGGGAAUGACCAACCUCCUUAGUGGCUGGGCUACCAGCAGGUUUGGUUUGUUUGGAGUAACACCAAGCACAAGUAUUGGGAAUGAUAUAUUAAACACUAUUGGAGUUGUGAUAGCUGUGUCAAGCUCUGUUAUAUUUGCGUUUGUGAAGAAUGAAGUUACUCCCAUACAGAUUUCAUCUGAGACUUCACCACUUCUCGAUGACUCUCCCUCCAGACAGAGUUAUGGCUCUCCCGGGGAUUCCCUGUACAAUAACUCCAACAAUCAUGAUCAGUUGGUCUUCAAUCAAGGACGAUCUCGUGGGAGUAUAAACAGAGACCCUGCUGAGUCAUCAGAUAGCUCAUUUAUAGAUCAGUUGUCACCAGGGAAAAAAAGAAUCCUUGGUAUUAUUCUGUCAGUGUUUUCUGGAGUCCUCUAUGGUCAGAUGUUCACACCAGCUAUCUAUCUUCAAGGCAAAAAGGGAAAUUCCACAAAUGGUUUGGACUAUGUAUUUGCUUGUUUCUGUGGAAUCUACUUAACAAGCACAGCAUACUUCAUCGUCUACAUCAUCUUCAUGAAGAACAAACCUAAGAUCUACCCUAAAAUUAUCCUCCCAGGAAUAGCGUCAGGACUUAUGUGGGGCAUUGCCACUGCUGCAUGGUUUGUAGCUAACCAAGCCUUGUCCCCUGCCAUAUCUUUCCCCAUCAUCUCAACUGGACCCUCAAUAGUUGCUUCACUGUGGGGAAUUUUUGUAUUUCGGGAAAUAAGGGGAACGAAGAAUAUUCUGAUUUUGCUGCUGGGCUUUGCAUUUGUUAUAACGGGGGCAGUUCUCACAGCUUUGUCCGAGAAACGUUGAUAAUUCAAAAUGACCUUUUUUAAACCCUUUUUUUAGUACAAUACCUCAGGCUGUAUAUUGGAUAUCUGAGUACUGUGAUAAUUAUUUUGUUAAGUAUCAUAAAAAUAUUAUAAUGAGGUAAGCAGGUCUGUAUGCAGUAUGAAUGGAAUCUAGUGUAUGUGUGAUGCUUAAUUAAUUGUGUACUUAAGGUUGCCAGGCAGUGAUAUUGUAAUGUUUCAUUGUCUCAUUUAAGUCACAGGCACCUGAAGUAUGGAUACUACUACCCCACCCCCUUUCUGAUUUUUUUUACAGUGAUAAUUUUUCUUAAAUGUGUGGAAUCCCAAUUUCGAUUUAUGUAAUCAUUUCAUGCUUUUUGUAAGAUUUAGGGAUUGGCCUUCCAUCAAUAUAAUAGACAGGGAAUCCACACAUUUCAGAGAAAUUAUCACUGCAAAAAAAAAAAAUCAGAAAGGGGGUGGGUAGUAUUCAUAUUUCAGGUUAGUGUUAUACUGAUAAUUAGAAAACAUCGAUUAUUGAGGAAAGAAAGCUACUGAUUUUGAAGAUCGAUUAUUUUUUUCCAUAACCAUCAUGAGAUGUAUUAUAUAAACUUCCUAUAGAAUGCAUUUUGAAAUAAGCUCGUUUCUGCUUCUACAAAGCCUACUAGCACAAAAAACCAAAAAGUGCAUAUCAAAGUCUAUCUAUAUGUGUAUGUGCACAAAGAUUGCAAUAUGAACUCCUAAACAAACAUAACUACCCUAAGUGAAGAAAUAUUUAAUAUAAAGCACAGAAUUUUUUUUUGCUAUAUUUGGAUACCCACUUCUGCCUGGGGUUGAACUCAUGACCUGCGGAACCAAAUCUCUUAGCAGUGUGCAACUAGUAUGCUAGACCAUUUAUGCAAGUCAUGAAAGUUGCUUUCAAUGACAAUGGACUUCUCCUCAUGCUGUCACCUGCUACACGAUCAUUGAGAAUGGAUAUUUAAAAAUGUAAAGUUAAGAGGAUCAUGCAAGGUGCAUGCUGCAUUUGAAAUAUUUCAUAUGAUAAUAAAACACAAAGACUGCAAUGAACUCUUGAACAAACACAACUUUAUGCGUGAUUAUAAUUAUGUGUGAAUUUAUGAAUACAUAUGUAAAUUUUAAAGCAUGAAAUACGUUCUAAGAUUAUGUCUUCUGAUAAUCGGUAAAAUUACAUCAGAAGCUGCAACCGAUUCCAACCAAUGAUUGACUAUAAAAAUUAACUGAUGUCCCAUUACUGCUUCAGGUGUCUGUGAUUUAUAUAUAUAUAAAAAUUACAGGGCCGUAAAUUACAUGGAGGCGGAGGAGGCAGCUGCCUCCUCCAACUUUUGAGCCAAAAAAAAUUAAAAUUUAAAGUUCAUUAGAAUUUAUGUUGUUUCCAAUAACUAAGAACAUGAUACCUCCCUUAAAAAGCAUUCCAAAUCUUUCUUUUAGAAUGAGUUAGUCAAGUAACAUCUUAGAAGGCCCUAGAAUCAAGGAUUUUGCACGAAACGUGUUCAGUGUGCACAAAAUGUGCUCAGCGUCUGGGGGCCUGGGCGGCCCCCAGAACCCCGCCUAAUUUCCUGCCUCCUCCAAAUUGAAGGUUAAUUUACGGCCCUGAAUUAACUGAUGUCCCAUUACUACUUCAGGUGUCUGUGAUUUAUAUAUUCUAUGGAACAAAAUUCAGUGGCAUUACUGCAUUUUCUCUAGUUUUUGACAUGAUUGAGUGCAAGAAUUUUUAUUCUUAAAUGUAUCCUCAAAUAUGAAAACAGAGUUGUCAGAAAUUGGUGUCUAUAUACACUGCUGAAUGUCUAUAUUGGUGUAAUUUUAGUAAGGUUCACAUCUCAUUGUCAUGUGAUUUAUCACUUGAUAGAUACAAUUUCAAUUGUAUUUUUAGGAUGAAAUUUUAAACAAAAAUGUCAAGCAUUAAUGACAUCACAUUGAUCUACAUGACAAGUUGUGUUAUUGAAAAAUAUCAAAAGUAUGAUGCUCAGCCUAUCAAAUUGCAUGUAACACAUGAAAUUGAAUUACUGUGGGUUAAAAAUUUUUUUCAUUGUUCGAGUGCAAAAAUGGUGAUGGGGAGGAUUUCCCAGUGCUCCACAUUUUAAGAUAUUGUAUUUAUAUACUAGCUUGAGCCAAUUACUCUUUUUCAAACCCCAAAAAAGAAUUUCUUAUGUCAAAGAUUCAUGACUACGAUCAAUUUUUGUAUUUUACUACCUUGAAGCACAGUAUUUCUCUUUCCAAGGUCAAAAGACUCAAUGAGCUCAGUUAAAUCUCAUAUUAUACACACUUUUCAAAACUAAAUUUUACCCUUUUUUGGACUUGAUCAUGUAAAGAUUAAUUUUGUUAUUACAUAUCGACCAUGUCUGUAUUGGGUCCAUGGUUGUGUCUUGUUCAUACAGUGAAACCUGUUUAAUCCAACAUGCACUGGGGGGGGGGGGGGGGGGGGGGGGGGUGUCGGAAUAAACAGUGUAAAAAAUAUUGAAAUUAAGAAUGAAAAUAAGGGUUGAAAUGCCCAGUGAAAUUGAUUGUGCAGGUGUCAGAUUAGGCAGUUUUUACUGUUUUAAAAAUUCAGCAUUUUCACAUGCACCUGGGAAUAUUUUUUGUCAUGUCUGAUCCAUGAUUUAAUAAAACUUUUGAGAUUGUACAUUUGAAACCAGAUCUUAAAUUGUAUCAUCCAUUGUUCACACUGUUUUAGAUUUAUUGAGAUGUUGAAGGAGUUUUAAUGACUUGUACAUGGUUUUAUGGUAAAUCACUACCUUCUUGAUUUGUUAAUUUUAUACCCCGAGAUCAAAGGCUUUGGGGCAUAUUAUUUUUAUCUUUUUUAUAUAUAUGUUUUUAAAAGUCUUAUUUUUAAUUAUCAAAAAAUACUCAUUAUGUGAGCAAUAAUAGUAAAUACUAGGGCAAGAAAUAAUUUAUUGCCCAAUGGUCUUGGACCAGUCAAUCUUGCUUUUUGGUCCUGUACUUGUAAAGACCAUGUGCCCUCAGGGCCAGUUAUCAUUAGGGCCCUGCAGUAGGAGGGUGACAUAUAGUGAUCAGCCUGUGUGCAUGGGCCCAUGCAAAUGCUUUUCUGGACUUUUUGGCUAUCCCUGCAACUAUUGAAUUGACAUCAACUUAUCCAUGAUCAAGUUUGUUUACCUUUUCAGCUCACCUGAGCUCAGAGCUCAAGUGAGCUUUUCCAAUCGCCUGUUGUCUGUCAUCUGUCAACUUUUUAUAUUUUCGAUUACUUCUUCAGAACCACUGGGCCAAUUUCAACCAAACUUGGCAAAAAGUAUCUUUGUGGGAAGGGCUUUCAAUCCAGCUGAAAUACAAACUCAACUUGUCUUCAUCCGAGAGGACGCUUGUGACUAAAUUUCAAGGCAAUAUCUGUAUCCGUACAGUAAAAAAGGCCGGAAAACUGUUUGACCUACUUUUAGCCCUAAAUAUCUCAGUCUAACGACGGACGUUUAAAAAUACAUAGUAUCGAAAGCUUCGAAAAUAUUAGUCACAAUUACAUAUACAUAAACAUUUAACUGACUAUAUUAAACCGAUUCAUUUGGAGCACAUGCAGGCAAUUAUAUUGCUUAGGUUCGGAUUAACUAUUAAAUGUAAAGAGUUAAGGUCUGGAACUUUGAUUUUAUUAUCGGACGGUUAUUGCAAAGAUCAACUGAGAUAUCAUUUUUAUACCCCCCGCAACAAGUUGUGGGGGAGGGGGGGGGGGGGGUAUACUGGAAUCGGGUUGUCCGUCUGUAGACGCAAUGGUUUCCGGGCUCUAAAGCGUUAUCCUUUCCACCUACCGUCACCAUAUCAUACAUAUGGACUACCCAUGGGAUGAAGAUGUUCCCUAUCGAUUUUGGGGUCAAAAGGUCAAAGGUCAAGCGCACUGGACAUCGAAGUAGCAAUAUGGUUUCCGGGCUCGAAAGCGUUAUCCUUUCCACCUACAGUCACCAUAUCAUACAUAUGGACUACCCAUGGGAUGAAGAUGUUCCCAAUUGAUUUUGGGGUCAAAAGGUCAAAGGUCAAGCACACUGGACAUCGAAGUAGCAAUAUGGUUUCCGGGCUCUAAAGCGUUAUCCUUUCCACCUACAGUCACCAUAUCAUACAUAUGGACUACCCAUGGGAUGAAGAUGUUCCCUAUCGAUUUUGGGGUCAAAAGGUCAAAGGUCACUGGACAUCGAAGUAGUAAUAUGGUUCGGUUUGUCAUGCCAUUUGUUUUUUACACUCAGAAAAGAGGUAGUUUAUACCUAUUACCAACACCCUUUGGGAGAUUGGGGUAAGCGGGGGGUAUUCUUAGUGAGCAUUGCUCACAGUACCUCUUGUUUAAGUUGAAUUUAUACCCAAUUCAUAAAUUGAGUUCCCUGAUAACUCAGUGACUGAAAAUUGUAAAAUAAGAUAAGGAAAACAAAAUAGAGAGUUGGCCAAACACGGACCCUGGAUAAUCAGAGCCUAGGAGGAGCAAGAAUACCCUGCCGACCGGUCAAACCCGCCAUUAGCCCUACAUCUUGAUCAAAUUAAACGUAGUCAAAAUCAGUGUGCCAAACGGCCUUACAAUCGGUAUGAAACACAUCACAUAUACCUGUGAGCUCAAAAUAAGACACCACAGAGUCUUUCUAUUUCAUACUUGGAUAUUUUAUUGAAAGUAGAUUUUAACAGCAAUCUAACAAGUCAACUUUGUGACAAACGGGAUGAUUUCAGCUUCUGCAUCGUCAACUUCCCAUAUUUAUCUGGCAAUAUUCCAUUAUUACCUGCAUAUGGUGUAUUUAUCUCUCAAAUGAUUCGGUACGCAAUUGCUUAUUAUUCUGCGUAUGGUCAGUUUUUAAAUCGAGGCAGGCUACUGACAAACAAGUUGAUGGUGCAGGGGUUUCAACUGUCUUGUUUAAAGUCAGCAUUCCAAAAAAAAAAAGACACCACAGAGUCGUCCACAUCGGCAUCAUACUUGGAUAUUUUAUUGAAAAUAGAAAUUUACGUUGUUCCACCCUUCUGUGACGUCAUAAGAUUUUUCAACGUCAAUGAUUUAAUAAGAUUUAAGCAUUGACAGGAGCAUAAAUUUGGUUGAAGUCCUUUUCAAUAGUUAUUGUAAAAGAAUCUUGCAUGAAUAUGUUUCAAAAUAUUGAAUCCAAGGACAAUAACUCUGUUUUCAUUGUAUUAUUUAUCAAGUACAUUAUGCGAUAGAUUUCCUUUAUUUUUCACAAACAUUUUGUAUAUUUUUUAAAGAAACAGCUUUACGAAAUUGUGAUGAAUACUAUUAUAUCGUUUUAACCAGUUUUUGUGAAAUUUUAAGGAAAAUUGCAAUUUUUGACGUUGAUAACAUGUAUAGUAUGUGCUAAUUGGUGGAAAAAAUAUUAAUACCGCAACAUA
Ostrea edulis (European flat oyster) is the source of this 7362-nucleotide messenger RNA. RefSeq names its product transmembrane protein 144-like. Gene Ontology annotation, molecular function: carbohydrate transmembrane transporter activity. The record is from RefSeq and is a predicted model, not a curated record. NCBI's taxonomy places the organism in Eukaryota, Metazoa, Mollusca, Bivalvia, Ostreida, Ostreidae. The transcript is spliced from 12 exons. Gene Ontology annotation, biological process: carbohydrate transmembrane transport. The coding region runs from base 644 to 2059 and encodes 471 amino acids. Gene Ontology annotation, cellular component: membrane.